Messenger RNA from Chaetomium globosum CBS 148.51, 342 nucleotides. RefSeq names its product mitochondrial 37S ribosomal protein MRP2. The transcript is spliced from 3 exons. Lineage: Eukaryota; Fungi; Ascomycota; Sordariomycetes; Sordariales; Chaetomiaceae. Gene Ontology annotation, biological process: translation. Bases 1 to 342 code for a protein of 113 amino acids. Gene Ontology annotation, molecular function: structural constituent of ribosome. Gene Ontology annotation, cellular component: ribosome; mitochondrial small ribosomal subunit. The record is from RefSeq and is a predicted model, not a curated record.
AUGUCCAUGUUCAGGGCAAAGAAGCUCGACCUCGGGUGCUUUACCAACAUCAAGAUCAUCCGGGACCAUUCGAAGCGCAAGGCCUACGAAGCCGCCGAGGCCGAGAGGCAAGCCCUCCGCUACGUCGUCCGCAACACGACCCUCCCCGCCCGCACACGCGCCAUUGCCCAGCUGCAACUCACCCAGAUGCAUUGCUACACGCGCCCGACCCAGAUCCGGAACCGGUGUAUCCUCGGCGGGAAGGGGCGGGGUAUUUUCAGUGAUUUUAAGAUGUCAAGAUACAACUUCCGGUUGCAGGCGCUAGCGGGCAAUUUGCCGGGUGUAAAGAAGGCCAGUUGGUAA